This is a messenger RNA of Aspergillus versicolor CBS 583.65, 930 nucleotides long. Its product is annotated as bZIP transcription factor. Bases 1 to 930 code for a protein of 309 amino acids. The transcript has 2 exons. Lineage: Eukaryota; Fungi; Ascomycota; Eurotiomycetes; Eurotiales; Aspergillaceae. The record is from RefSeq and is a predicted model, not a curated record.
AUGGCAUUGGCACUGCAGAGCCAGUCUCAUUCCACUCAAUCCCAACGGGCCGCCGAUCCCGGCAGUGGCAACUCCGCCUCUGUCGAGACUGGGGAGAAUUGGGCUGGACUGGGCGAUCCCAAGGAGCGCCGCAAGAUACAGAAUCGGAUUAACCAGCGCGCUUUCCGACAACGGAGACGCGAGCUUCAAAAGAAAACAACCAUCCAGGACCAGAUCGAAGAAAUGAUUGCCAAGGGUGAAGUCACCCUCCUCCCGCGAUCGUCACAAUCCACAUCAUCCACAUCAGCAGUAUCACCUUCAUCCACCACAAGCAGCAACAGCCCAAGAGCCGCCACCUGGGAGCGCAGGAUGUGUUUUCUCGGCGAUGAAAUCGACAAACUUCUCGAGCGCUUCAGCCACAGUGCCGUUGAAAGCUAUGUUCUUGGGUCCCCGGCCGCAGACCACCUUCUAAUCCUCUGCAAAGUCAACGUCUUCCGCGCCUUCAUCAGCAACAUGCACACUCUGGGAAUGUCGCCGGGUCCCGAGUGGAUGGAGGAUGAUGCGCUAUCUCCGUUUAGCACCGCUCUCCCGGGGUAUAUAUCGGAGGACAAACUCCCGGUCAGUCUCCGUCCUACAUCGAUUCAAUCUUCGACGCUGCAUCACCCUUGGUUGGAUUUCUUUCCGUUCCCGCGGAUACGGGACAAUUUGAUAAACGCAGGGGAUUUUGAUGACCACCCGCUGUGUCUUGAUGUCAUGGGGUUCUGGAAUGUGACAGAUGAGGCUUGUGGGCUGUUAGUGUGGGGGGAGCCUACCGACCCUGGGAACUGGGAGGUGUCAGAGAACUUUAUACGGCGAUGGCCGUGGGUUGUUGCGGGGUGCCGUGAACUGCUAUGGUCGACGAACCGAUGGCGCAGCUCUCGCGGGGAGAAGAUGAUAUUCCGGUACCUAUAA